ACAGAGCAUCACCAGCAACAAUGGCGUCCCACCGAGUCACCUACCGCCGCCGCAACGGCUACAACACUCGCUCCAACAAGACCCGAGUCAUCAAGACUCCCGGCGGCGACCUCCGAGUUCUUCACAUCAAGAAGCGCGGCACUGCCCCCAAGUGCGGUGACUGCGGCGCCAAGCUCCCUGGUGUCCCCGCUCUCCGCCCCCGCGAGUACUCCCAGAUCUCCAAGCCCAAGAAGACCGUCCAGCGCGCCUACGGUGGUUCCCGAUGCGGUGGCUGCGUCCGUGACCGGAUUGUCCGCGCCUUCCUGAUCGAGGAGCAGAAGAUUGUCAAGAAGGUUAUGAAGGAGCAGGAGGCGAGCCAGAAGAAGAAAUAAACAAACAUUUUUUUCCCACCACUAGACAAAAAAAUAUUUCGACUGAUGGACUUGGCUUUCUGUGCGGGAUGGCAAGGAACUCUUGGGGGUUUGGUUCAUUGCUUUGGUGUUCAUUAGGGCAAAAACGGACUGCAUGAUACAUUAUGGCCGAGCCGACCCAUGGCCGGUCUGCUGCUGUCUUUAGGACUGCUUCCUCUUGGUGAUCUAAUGGAACGAACAUCAAGUUGGUACAGAAUUGCCCCCUUGUUGCAGAUGUGAAGUCGGUGCGAGUUGGCGGGCAGAGGUGG
Molecule: messenger RNA, 658 nt
Organism: Trichoderma reesei QM6a
Lineage: Eukaryota; Fungi; Ascomycota; Sordariomycetes; Hypocreales; Hypocreaceae
Gene: rpl34
Product: ribosomal protein L34
Exons: 3
Coding region: 21-371 (116 amino acids)
Biological process (GO): translation
Cellular component (GO): ribosome
Molecular function (GO): structural constituent of ribosome
Source: RefSeq, a predicted model, not a curated record